Tinamus guttatus (white-throated tinamou) is the source of this 1143-nucleotide messenger RNA. It is a transcript of the gene ATAD1, whose product is annotated as ATPase family AAA domain containing 1. Gene Ontology annotation, cellular component: mitochondrial outer membrane. The record is from RefSeq and is a predicted model, not a curated record. Lineage: Eukaryota; Metazoa; Chordata; Aves; Tinamiformes; Tinamidae. Gene Ontology annotation, molecular function: ATP hydrolysis activity; ATP binding. Gene Ontology annotation, biological process: extraction of mislocalized protein from mitochondrial outer membrane.
AUGGUCCACGCCGAGGCGUUUUCCCGUCCCCUGAGUCGCAAUGAGGUGGUCGGAUUAAUCUUCCGCUUGACGAUAUUUGGUGCCGUGACCUAUUUUACCAUCAAAUGGAUGGUAGAUGCCAUUGAUCCGACCAGAAAGCAAAAAGUAGAAGCUCAGAAACAGGCUGAAAAGCUAAUGAAGCAGAUUGGAGUGAAAAAUGUGAAGCUCACUGAAUAUGAAAUGAGCAUUGCUGCCCAUCUCGUUGACCCCCUCAGUAUGCACGUCACCUGGAAUGAUAUUGCAGGCUUGGAUGAUGUUAUUACAGAUUUGAAAGACACGGUCAUUUUGCCCAUCAAGAAGAAAUACCUGUUUGAGAAUUCCAGGCUCUUACAGCCACCUAAAGGGGUGCUUCUGUACGGCCCUCCUGGCUGUGGCAAAACCCUGAUCGCCAAAGCGACAGCCAAGGAGGCAGGUUGUCGAUUCAUCAACCUGCAGCCUUCGACGCUGACUGACAAAUGGUACGGGGAGUCCCAAAAACUGGCUGCUGCCGUCUUCUCCCUCGCUGUGAAGCUCCAGCCCUCCAUCAUUUUUAUUGAUGAAAUAGAUUCGUUCUUGCGAAGCCGCUCGAGUUCUGACCACGAAGCUACGGCUAUGAUGAAAGCUCAGUUCAUGAGUCUGUGGGACGGUCUGGACACCGAUUACAACUGCCAAGUGAUUGUGAUGGGAGCCACCAACCGGCCGCAGGACCUCGACUCGGCCAUCAUGAGGCGAAUGCCGACGCGAUUUCACAUCAACCAGCCCGCUCUGAAGCAGAGAGAAGCAAUCCUGAAGCUAAUUCUGAAAAACGAAAAUGUGGACAGGCACGUAGACCUCCUAGAAGUUGCUAAAGAAACCGAUGGCUUCUCAGGGAGCGACCUGAAGGAAAUGUGCCGGGACGCAGCCCUGCUGUGCGUGCGGGAAUACGUGAACUCCGCCUGCGAGGAGGAGAACCACGACGAAGAUGAAAUCCGGCCCGUGCAGCAGCAGGAUCUGCAGAGGGCGAUUGAGAAGAUGAGAAGGUCGAAGGACGCCACGCUGCAAAAUGUCCUGAUGCAUGUUAGUCUAGAUUAAGGUUGCCGAGUGUGUUGGCAGUUCCUGACGUGAUUUAGUUUGUUGGCUUCUGUA